Seriola dumerili (greater amberjack) is the source of this 2375-nucleotide messenger RNA. RefSeq names its product protocadherin alpha-8-like. The record is from RefSeq and is a predicted model, not a curated record. Bases 3 to 2375 code for a protein of 790 amino acids. NCBI's taxonomy places the organism in Eukaryota, Metazoa, Chordata, Actinopteri, Carangiformes, Carangidae. Gene Ontology annotation, biological process: homophilic cell-cell adhesion. Gene Ontology annotation, cellular component: plasma membrane. The transcript is spliced from 2 exons. Gene Ontology annotation, molecular function: calcium ion binding.
CGAUGGGAGCCGGAGGACAAAGACGAGGAAUACACUACUGGUGGGUAGCCUUCCGAUUUUCUGUGUUGCUGAGCUGUAUGGAGCGGGGUUCAGCUCAGAUAAAAUAUUCAGUCCCAGAGGAAGUAAAAAUAGGAUCUGUUGUUGGAAAUGUCGCCAAGGAUCUAGGAUUGGACAUCAGCUCAUUGGAGGACAGACGGUUUCGUAUUGUCUCUGGAACUGAAGAUGCACUGUUUGAUGUCAAUCGGAACAAUGGCGUGUUAUAUGUGCACAAAAAUAUCGACCGAGAGGAGCUCUGUGAAAGCACUUCGCCGUGUUUAAUAAAUUUGAAAAUGGUAGCUGAGAACCCCAUGGAAAUACAUUAUGUGGUGGUGGAACUCAUUGAUGUAAACGAUAACUCACCCAGUUUUCAGGAGGAAGAAAAAAUAUUAGAAAUACCUGAGUCCAUACUGCCAGGUAAACGCUUCCAGUUACCAACUGCCCGUGAUCCAGAUGUUAGCAUCAAUACAGUACGCCUGUAUAAAUUAAGUCAAAACGAAUAUUUUAGUAUACAAAUUCGAGAGAGAGGAGACGAUAAGGUACCAUUCUUAGUUAUGCAAAAAUCUCUAGAUCGGGAAAAGCACCAUGAGCACAGACUCAUAUUGACAGCUGUUGACGGUGGAAAUCCACCGAGAUCAGGGACUCUUAAUGUCACUGUCAUAGUCCUCGAUUCAAAUGAUAACCACCCUAUUUUUAGUCAAGAAGUGUAUUCAGUAACUAUACCUGAAAAUGUGGACGCGGAAACAAGUGUAAUUACGGUGAAGGCAACUGAUCUGGAUGAGGGUGUAAAUGGAGAUAUUGGGUAUUUUUUCGGUGAGGAAAUUGACCCUAAAGUAUAUGACAUGUUUGUCUUAGAUAAAGAUACUGGCGAAAUUCGAGUAAAAGGCGAAAUUGACUUCGAAAAGGUUGACGUUUACAAGUUAGAUAUCCAUGCCACUGACAAAGGACAACCUCCGAUGAGUACUGAUUGUACUGUAAUCAUCAAAGUGCUAGACGAAAACGACAACAAACCUGAAAUAGAGGUGACAUCUCUGUCAAAGAUGGUAUCUGAAGACUCAAAACCUGGAACUGUAAUUUCUCUUAUUAGUAUUAAAGACAAAGACGCUGGUUUAAACGGAAAAGUAACAUGUAGUCUUUCAGAUAAUGCGCCAUUCGAAUUAAAACCGUCAUUUCAAGAGAAUAUGUACUCGUUAAUUCUGAAAAAUCGUUUGGAUAGAGAAUCAAUUUCGCAUUAUGACAUCGAAAUAACAGCUACAGACUGUGGCCAGCCUCCCCUAUCUACAUUAAAAACUCUGACUAUUGAUGUAUCAGACGUGAAUGAUAACAACCCAGAAUUUUUGCAUAAUCCCAUUGAAUUUUACCUGAGAGAAAAUAACGUGCCAGGAAAAACAAUAUUUUCCAUUACUGCCACGGAUAGAGACUUGAAUGAAAAUGGGGCUUUAACUUAUAAUAUCGUUAGAGAUGAAGGUAGUCAAGUUAAAACUGCAGCAUUUUUAAACAUCAAUUCAGAAAAUGGACAAAUAUCCGCUCUAAAAGGUUUCGACUUUGAAACACUGAAAACUUUCCAGUUCCACGUUGUUGCGUCAGACUCUGGAACUCCGUCACUAAGCAGCAAUGUCACAGUGAAUGUGUUCAUUCUGGAUCAGAACGACAACGCUCCAGUCAUCCUGUAUCCACUCAGCUCUAAUGGUUCUGCCGAAGGUGUGGAGGAAAUUCCCCGCAAUGUGAACGCAGGACACUUGGUGACUAAAGUCAGAGCCUAUGACGCUGAUAUAGGAUAUAACGGCUGGUUACUGUUUUCACUGCAGGAAGUUACUGACCACAGUCUCUUCGGUUUGGACCGCUAUACAGGACAGAUCAGAACACUUCGCUCAAUCACAGAGACAGACGAGGCUGAACAUAAACUGGUCAUACUGGUCAAAGACAAUGGCAACGUUUCACUCUCAGCAACAGCUACUGUGAUUGUCAAACUUGUGGAGCCCAAAGAGGCUUUUGCAGCUUCUGAUGUGAAAAGUUCAGCAAAAGCAGAUGAGGAUAAUAAUGUGACUUUUUACCUGAUGAUAACUUUGGGCUCAGUUUCAGCACUUUUUCUCAUCAGUAUCAUCGUGCUGAUUGCAAUGCAGUGCUCAAAAUCCACAGACUAUACUUCUAAAUAUCUACAAGAGGCUAAUUAUGAUGGGACACUGUGUCACAGCAUCCAGUACAGAUCUGGAGACAAACGCUACAUGUUAGUUGGACCCAGAAUGAGUAUAGGAUCUACUAUAGUCCCGGGAAGCCAUGCGAAUACACUAGUGCUCCCUGACAGGAGGAGAACAUCUGAAGAGGAGGUUUUGUUCUAG